Molecule: messenger RNA, 1422 nt
Organism: Juglans microcarpa x Juglans regia
Lineage: Eukaryota; Viridiplantae; Streptophyta; Magnoliopsida; Fagales; Juglandaceae
Exons: 2
Coding region: 1-1422 (473 amino acids)
Source: RefSeq, a predicted model, not a curated record
AUGAGGCAAGGAUCCAUUCCUUGGAUUGUGUUGGACGAUUUCAAUGUCAUGAGUGGUGAUGGGGAGAGGAUAGGUGGGAGGUCGAGACCAAUUAUUGCUUUGAAGGAAUUUAAUGAUUUUAUAGAUGUGGUGGGGUUGGUUGAUUUGAAGUUUGAAGGAAAUUCCAUGUCCUGGUGUAAUGAUCGUCAUGGAAGUGCUAGAAGUUGGAAUGGGCCCUCGGAAGAUACGAAACUUGAUUUGGUGGCUACUAAGGUAGAGCUAGCUACAUGGGUUAGUAGGGAGGAAACUAGGUUGGCGCAGCAAGCUAAACAAGCAUGGAUUGAGCAGGGAGAGGCUAAUGCUAGCUUCUUCUGUGCUGUUUCUUCUAGGUCCAAUAAGGUGGUUAGAGAGAUGAAGUUGAGUUAUGGUGUAUGGCUACAAUCCCCUAAGGAAGUGCACUUGGGUGCAGUGGAGUUUUUAAAAAAAUUCUCGGCAUCUUCUCACUUAGGGUCGUUACCAGAUUUAUCCUCUUUGGUGGACAAAGUGGUAGGUGAUUCUGGUAAUAGUCAGUUUUUAGAGUUUCCUUCAAUCCAAGAAGUUAAAGAUGCUGUUUUGUCUAUUUCUAUUAACAGUAGCCCAAGCCCAGAUGGGUUUGGGUCUGGUUUCUAUAAGUCUUGUUGGGAUAUUGUUGGUGGUGAGGUUGUGGAAGCUGUUCAUGAUUUGUUCAGGGGUUCACCCUCUCCCAGAUUUUUUUCUUCUUCCUUUUUGGUGCUUAUUCCUAAAGUGAAAAAUCCUCAGGGUUUUGAGAAAUUUCGACCUAGUAGUCUUUGUUCAAUUUUUUACAAAAUCUAUUCAAAGAUACUAGUGGGUCGGUUGUCACCUUUUCUCCCUAUAAUUAUUUCACAGGAGCAGGGAGUGUUUAUUCGAUGGAGGAGUAUUUUUGGGAAUAUCAGUAUGACACAGGAAUUGAUUCAAAGCAUCAAUAAGCCGAGUAGGGGAGGCAAUGUGGUAUUGAAAAUUGAUAUGGCAAAGGAAUAUGAUAGUGUUGAUUGGAAUUUUCUCAUUCAUGUUCUUUCAGGAUUUGGUUUUUCGAAACCUGUUUGUUGUAUGUUUUGCCAGUGUAUUUCCUCUCCUUGCUUUUAUGUUGUUAUGAAUGGUGUCCCCAAGGGUUUUUUUCAAGCAGAGAGGAGACUGAGGCAAGGAGAUCCAAUUUUUCCUUAUCUUUUGAUAGUUGUGGAGGUUAUAUUAUCAAGGUUGCUUAGGCAAAAUUUUCUAGAUGGAUCUAUUGGUGCUUAUUAUUGUCCAAGAGGGACUCUGCUUAUUUCCCUUCUUUUAUAUAUAGAUGAUAUAGUGAUCUUUGCGAAUGGAAGCAAGCCUUCUUCAAAAGCUUUAUCCAUUACUUUGGGAAAGUAUGAAGAAUGGUCUGGCCAAAGGGUGAGUUAA